GUGUUUUCUAUAACCAUGGUUCUCUGGGUUUUUGGUUAUGGUUCACUGGUAUGGAACCCUGGGUUCGAGUAUGAUGAUAAAAUCAUAGGCUUCAUCAAGGAUUACAAGCGUGUUUUUGACCUUGCAUGCAUUGAUCACAGAGGUACACCUGAAAAUCCUGCAAGGACUUGCACCUUGGAACAAAUUGAAGGAGCCGUUUGUUGGGGUGCUGCUUAUUGUGUUCGUGGCAGUCCUGAAAAGGAAAGAGCAGCAAUGGAGUACUUGGAGCGGAGAGAAUGUGAAUAUGAUCAAAAGAACCUAGUGGACUUCUACAAGGAAGCAGAUCCCCUGCAGCCUGCUCUAACAGGAAUUAUUGUUUUCACAUCUACCCCCGACAAAGUUUCAAACAAGUAUUACCUGGGGCCUGCGCCAUUGGAGGAAAUGACAAUGCAAAUUGCAACUGCUGUUGGACCAUGUGGAAACAACAGAGAUUAUCUUUUCCUGCUGGAGAAGGCCAUGUAUGAUAUAGGUCAUGAGGAUGACAUGGUUAUAGAGCUGGCAAAUGAAGUGAGGAAGGUGCUUGGAACAAUGGGGAAAGGAGUUUCUAAGGAGAAGCAGUUAGUAGGAUCUCCUCGGAAGAAACCAUUUAAGUCCCAGACCCAAACUUACAUCCCUUCCACUCAAUUGCUUCCGCUUCCAAAGCUGUUGCAAUGGACUCCUAGUUUUUCCAUCAACAACUGAAACGACGGAAAGUUA
Messenger RNA from Hibiscus syriacus, 735 nucleotides. Its product is annotated as gamma-glutamylcyclotransferase 2-1-like. Gene Ontology annotation, cellular component: cytoplasm. Gene Ontology annotation, molecular function: gamma-glutamylcyclotransferase activity; glutathione specific gamma-glutamylcyclotransferase activity. The transcript has 8 exons. Bases 16 to 720 code for a protein of 234 amino acids. Gene Ontology annotation, biological process: glutathione catabolic process. The record is from RefSeq and is a predicted model, not a curated record. Lineage: Eukaryota; Viridiplantae; Streptophyta; Magnoliopsida; Malvales; Malvaceae.